This is a messenger RNA of Ambispora leptoticha, 188 nucleotides long. The record is from the annotation of a GenBank genome assembly. Lineage: Eukaryota; Fungi; Glomeromycota; Glomeromycetes; Archaeosporales; Ambisporaceae.
CUUUUGCUACUCCUUUGACUCAACCAUCUACAACUCCUUCGACCCAACCAUCUACAACUCUUUCUACAACUUCUUCAACUCAACUACCCACAACAACUUCUUUGACCCAACCAUCCACUACAUCUUUGACUCAACCAUCUAUUACUUUACCAUCUAUUACUUUACUAUUUAUCACUUUUUUGACCUAA